Dipodomys spectabilis (banner-tailed kangaroo rat) is the source of this 3377-nucleotide messenger RNA. It is a transcript of the gene Hint3, whose product is annotated as histidine triad nucleotide binding protein 3. The record is from RefSeq and is a predicted model, not a curated record. The transcript has 5 exons. Lineage: Eukaryota; Metazoa; Chordata; Mammalia; Rodentia; Heteromyidae. Bases 109 to 657 code for a protein of 182 amino acids. Gene Ontology annotation, molecular function: catalytic activity.
AGGCGAGGGGUGACUCCUCGAGGUGACACGGAGGCGGUGCGGACGGCGGGCCCCGCGCAGGCCCAGUAGUCGUGGAGAAUCCGGGCCUGGGCGGCAGGGGCAGGUGCGAUGGCGGAGGAGCAGGUGAGCCCCGGCUUGGAGUCAGCUCCCGGCCCUAAGGAGGUGGCUCCUGCCGGGCCUGCGGUGGCCGCGUCGACGGAGAACUCCGGCGCUGCCGCGAAAUCUCCGGACACCGGGGACUACGACGGCAGCUGUGUGUUCUGUCGGAUCGCCCGGCGGCAGGAACCCACGGAGCUCCUGCCCUGCGAGAAUGAAGACCUAGUUUGCUUUAAAGAUAUCAAACCAGCAACAACCCAUCAUUAUCUUGUGGUACCAAAGAAGCAUAUUGGAAGUUGCAAAGAUCUAAGCAGAGAUCAAAUAGAACUGGUUGAGAGCAUGGUAGCUGUUGGAAAAACCAUUCUUGAAAGGAAUAAUUUCACUGACUUUACAGAUGUAAGGAUGGGAUUCCAUGUACCACCAUUCUGCACUAUAUCUCACCUACAUCUUCAUGUUCUGGCGCCAGUCAAGCAAUUUAGCUUCCUGUCAAAGUUGAUUUAUAGAGCAAAUUCCUAUUGGUUUAUCACAGCGGAUUAUUUGAUUGAAAAACUAAGAAAAUGAAAAUAUCAACAGUGGAAGAUUUUCCUAACCUUGGCUCAAUAUGAGCUAAUAUUUUGGUCCUUUUGAAAUUUAAUUGUAAUUUUAAGAUUUAUUGGUCUUUAUGAAAGACUAUUACUGAGGAGUCUUAACAUCAUUUUUGAACAAUCUGUUAAAAUUGUUAUAUGAAUACUUUGUCACUGAUUUUGUUUUGAUGGUUAUUUUUGUAAGGGUUUAUGCAUAAUAUGUGGCUAAAUUUCUAUUUAAAAGAAAUUUCAUCAGUGAAGAUAGGCUCCAUGUAUGUAUCUUAAAAGUUCAGUCUCACUUCUCAGUAGUAUUGAAAGUGAUUUAUUAUGAUGAGGAAGCUGGUAAAUGAAGUACUUCAUUAGAAUUUUUAUUACUAAAAAGGUACAAAAGAAAGGAGCUAUUUCUUGUUAAUCUAUAGUUUUUCCACAUAAAAUUUUAAAACAAAUAGUAAUAAAACUUAGCAAAUACUAAAUAAUAUAAAUUUAUAAAUACUAAGUAUUAGUACUUAGUAAUGUCUGAUCUUGCUGAUGAAGCAAUUAUGUAUAGAUUACAUCUUACUCAUUUUCAGAUGGUAUUUUUCAAUUUGUGAAUCCUAGUAUCUUUUUAAAUCAAUUGGUCUGAAAGUGCAGGUACACACACACACACUUCAUUACCCAUCAGGAUAUGAUGUUCCAAGACUCAGAAUGUAUGAAACCCAGGAGAAUAAUAAAUCCUUUAUAUACUCUUAUUUUGUCCUCAUCCAUCUAUGAUGAAAGUAUCAUUUAUAAAUUAAAUAUAAUAGGAUAUUAAUAAUAAUAAUAAAAUGUACAAUUGUAACACAAAUGCUGUAAUAAUACCAACAUCACUGUUGUACUUUAGGGCUAUUAUUAAUAAAAUAAAGCUUAAUAAGUAUACUAUGACCAUUUGAUAACUGACAGGUGGAUAAUGUGUACUGUGUCAACUCACAUCCCAGGUGGGAUGGAGUAAGAUAGUAAGCUUUUAUAAUGCUGCUUAGAAUUGCAUGGAAUUUAAGAUGCUUGAAUUAUUUCAGGAAUUUUAGUAUAAUAUUUUCAGUUUGCCACAGACUGGAAAGGCAAACCACAGAAAGUGAUACCUUAGAUAAGAGAUCACUACUAUGUUAUAAUUUCUGACAGAAAAUUUCAAUAUGCAGCAAUUUUGCUAACAGAUUCUGAAAUGGAAUUUUACCUGUAAAAACAUAAAGAAGAAAAAAAAGCAUAAGAUGGUUUUAUUAACAUAGUAAGACUGGCAGAAAUUCUUGCCUCACAGCAUGUUUUUUGCACCAAACAGAAUUAAGAAUAAAAAGUGGUUAGAUCUAACUUUGAUUAUGAAAAACUCUGACCUUGAAUAGUUCUAGACUUAGACAAGAAAAUUUAAUAACCUAAAAUUAAUAUUAUUGAUGUGUCAUUUUUUUUUUUGUUGGUUGUGGGGCUUGAACUGAUGUGCCAUUUUAUGAAGCAUGUAUCCCUAGAAAUUGUCUUUCGGUGCUAAUCUACAGUCACAAUAAUGAAUGUGAAUGAAAAGUAGAUACUUAAAGCUAAUCCUGUAUCAUACCAGUGUGUAAUAGUGCCAUGAACACAAAUAGGAAUGAUCAUAAAGAUGAGUGCUUUUUGGAAAUAGGCUGAGAUUACAAGUUUGCAUUCCUGUUUGGAUAUAUUAUACAUACUUCCAAAUAAUGAACUACUUUCUGAAAUAUUUAGUUAUAGGCAUACAGAAUCAAUUUAGUUUAGUUUAUUCAUUAUUCACUCAGCAAACAUUUCUUGAGCACUUAACAUGUACCAGAUACUGCCAGGAUCAGGAAAUAAUGAUUGCUAAGACUACAUAGGUCACACCACACAAAAUCAAUGAGUAGAAAUUUGUGAAGUGCUAAUUUAAUGUGUCAAGUACAGUAAUGUUCUGAAAAGGUGGUGGAGGAGCACAACUUCUGAGAAUAGCUGGAAGUAGAGCUGAAUAUUCAAGACUGUUAGGCAAGUAGACAGUGGCAAUUUAGGCUGAGUAUUACAUAUGUACCUUCCAUAUGUUCUGCCUCUACUAUUACUUUACAAAUGAUGUGGAUGUCCAAAUCUUAGGGUAUUUCCCUGAGGUGGGAAGAGAGAUUUACAAGUAGUUGUUAUGGCUCUCUAAUUUAGAUGAUAGACUUUUUAGCAUUGCUUUCUAAAAUAGCUCAGUCAGCACUAAGAUAAAUGAGUCACUGUAGUUUUCUAUAACUGAGUUAAAAUAUGACCAGCCUUAUGGAAAGAAUCUUCAUCAUAUGCACCUUAGAAUAUUUUACUAUGUGAAUGUGCAGUGUUAUAAUUGGCAAUGUUAUGACAAUAAAAAUGGAAGAUAUUUAAGGAAUUCUCAAAUGCCUUAUUGAUCGUUGAAAAUGGGAUUAGUUGAUUUAAUGUAGAUAGGUUUAUACUCAUAAUUUUUUCAUGUUGGAAAAACCCUUGUAAACACAUUUUUACAAAAUUACUACAAAUCACUGCAAUUAAAAUUCAGUUAACCUUUUUUGUUGGCAGUCUGUUUUGACAAUUCCUUAUCUAUAACAGUAGUUUAAAGCAAAACUAAUUCAUAACUUGUCUUUGGAAUGUCCAAAAUAGUAUUGAGUGCAUUAUUUGUGCAUCUUUUGACAAUUUGCAUGUGUACAAUCCUGAAACUGUAAAAUUGCUAUAAUGAACUCUUUCAUCUGUGCCUACUUAUAUUAAAAUAAAAUAAAAAUGAAAGAAUACUGUGUUAAA